CCUUUCAACAUCGCUAUCGUAGGAGGUGGCAUCUCGGGGCUUACUCUCGCCAUCGCUCUGCAGAAGCAUGAUAUUCCGAUUACAGUGUACGAGUCCGCCGCGCAGUUCGGCGAAAUCGGUGCUGGCGUUGGCUUCGAGCCAUGCAUGGUCCGCAUCAUGGAGCUCAUCUCCCCCAAAAUAAAAGAAGGCUUCCUGCGCAUCUCUAACAACGUCGUUACCGAUCCGCCGAAAUGGUUCGACGUGCGCGUCGGCGACCGCAGAAAAGCAGACGCGAACGGCGUGGUCUGCCACAAGGGCGACAAGGCGAUCAAGCUCGACGAGCCGCUCUUCGUGAUGCCCGCACGCCGCGGUCCAAGAGGCGGCGUGCACCGCGCGCAUUUCCUGGACGAGCUCGUCAAGCUGAUACCCGCCGACGUUGCGCAGUUCCGCAAGAAACUCGUCGAUGUGACGCAGGCAGCGGAUGGGUCCGGCGACGCCGUGCUGCACUUCGCGGACGGCGCGACGGCGCAGCACACCGCCGUGAUUGGCUGCGAUGGCAUCAAGUCGCGGACGCGAGAGCUGGUGCUUGGCAGGCAGGACGGCCGACCCGUUUUCUCGGGGAAGUAUGCGUAUCGCGGCCUCAUCCCGAUGCAGAAAGCAGUCGAGCUCUUGGGCGACGAGAUUCCUCGGACGCCGCAGAUGUAUUGCGGGUACCGCGGCCAUGUGCUGACCUUCCCGAUUGCAAAUGGCACUAUCAUGAACGUGGUGGCGUUCAGCUCGCGAGAUGAGUGGAAGGACCCGGAGUGGGUAGUCAAGACCAGCAAGGAGGACAUGCUGGCUGAUUAUGCGGAGUGGACUCCGAACGUGCAGAGCAUCAUGGCGAACAUGAAGAACCCGGAUAUCUGGGCCUUGUUCAACCACGAACCGGCUCGCACUUUUUUCCAGACGCGGCCGAGGAUAUGCCUCGUGGGCGAUGCGGCGCACGCGACGACGCCGCACCAAGGGUCUGGCGCGGGAAUGUGCGUGGAGGACUGCUAUGUGCUCGGCGAGUUGCUGGCCGACGUGUCCAGCGCGGACGGCCUCGAGGAUGCGUUCCGAGCCUAUGACCAUGUCAGACGCCCCCGGUCGCUCAAGCUGGUGGAGACAAGUCGGGAGGCAGGCGAGCUCUGGGAGCUGCACGGCGCUGCCGGUGAUGAUCUCGACGCGUUCGAGCGCAACGCGGUGCAGAGGAUGAGCUGGAUCUGGGACCACGACAUGACGGCCGACCUUGAGCGGGCGCGAGCGAUGCUG
Molecule: messenger RNA, 1269 nt
Organism: Trematosphaeria pertusa
Lineage: Eukaryota; Fungi; Ascomycota; Dothideomycetes; Pleosporales; Trematosphaeriaceae
Product: FAD/NAD(P)-binding domain-containing protein
Exons: 3
Biological process (GO): secondary metabolite biosynthetic process
Molecular function (GO): FAD binding
Source: RefSeq, a predicted model, not a curated record